Messenger RNA from Aspergillus bombycis, 414 nucleotides. RefSeq names its product putative stress response RCI peptide. The transcript is spliced from 3 exons. Lineage: Eukaryota; Fungi; Ascomycota; Eurotiomycetes; Eurotiales; Aspergillaceae. The record is from RefSeq and is a predicted model, not a curated record. Gene Ontology annotation, biological process: endosome transport via multivesicular body sorting pathway. Gene Ontology annotation, molecular function: ubiquitin protein ligase binding. Gene Ontology annotation, cellular component: fungal-type vacuole membrane; fungal-type vacuole lumen. Bases 1 to 414 code for a protein of 137 amino acids.
AUGUGCGGCUCAGACAUCUUCCUGGCGAUCCUCGCGAUAUUCUUCCCACCGGUUUCAGUAUGGAUUAAAGUAGGCAUUUGUACAGCAGACUCGAUCAUCAACCUUGCCCUUUGUUGUCUCGGCUAUGUGCCGGGCCUACUACAUGCUUGGUAUAUCAUUCUCAAAUAUCCAGAGCAGGAUCCCGAUGAUCCAUCUACGAACCAGUUCCCGGGGAUCCAGCACCCGUCUCAGAGAGGCUACGGUACUGUGGCACCAACUACAGCGACACAUCCGCCGCAAGAACAAUCACAGUCUGCUCCUAAGCCCCAGAAUGAUCCCGCGGCCGGCAGUAGCAGCGAUCAAACACACGGUGAUUCGCGACCACCGCCCACGUAUGCCGAAGCCGUGAAGGGUGACCACAAGGUUCAGGACUGA